UCGAUUUCACUCCCCAUCCAUUUCUACUGAUAAUUGCCAUCACAUUGUAAAGUGAACUGCACGCGCGCGGUACUGCUCUCUUUGCUGUCUGUCUCGAAUUUUAGUGACCUACUACUUACUAGCCAUAUUUUGUGACCAUCCACAAUCAGUUAACAAUGAGCCUCGAUCUGGAUUCGCUCACCGGAAGUCCGUAUUCUGCGCGAAAAAACUGGCUCAAAGGACAGGAACAUCAGCAACACAUCGAAUAUCGAUUCUCCAGACCGAUCAAGAUUGUGGACUACGAUAAGGAGCGAUAUUCCUGGUCAGCGCCCGGUAGUCCUUAUCACAUACGUCGACCGGCCUUCGAUCGAAAUAGACUAUGGAUAGAAGACGAUACGAGUUCGGAGUCAGAAAUCGAUCGAAAACAACAUCACAUCAUUAACGAUCUCGGAACGGAAGAUGCCUUCAGCAAUUCGGAUCAGCCUGCAUCGAUGCUCAAUGCGGAAACAGACACAGAACCAAAGUUUCCAAUCACGAUACGAAGUGCCCGCAGUCUGCAGAGUCUUCGGAUGCGACGAGAUCCUCAGCAUCAAGGAACCAGAGCAAUAAAGGCGCGACGUGUCAUCAACAAAAAGGGCGAAGGGAACGUUCAUCUGGCCCAUCUGCCGCAACGGUCGCUUCGAUACGUGCGCGACAUUGCCACCACGUUGGUGGACGAACAAUGGCGCUACACGCUGAUGCUGUUUGUGCUGAGCUUCGUUGCGAGUUGGAUCUUCUUCGCGGUCCUGUGGUAUCUAAUCGCGUACGCGCACGGUGACCUGCUCAAGGAUCCCACCACGGGCGAACGGCUCGGCGAUGGCAACAAACCGUGCGUCGAAGGAACGACCAGCUUCACAGGCUUUCUCCUGUUCAGUGUGGAAACGCAGGUCUCCACCGGGUACGGUGUGAUCGUCCCAACCGAGGAGUGUCCAGAAGCGUUCUUUCUACUGCUAAUACAGAUCGUCUUCGGACUUGUGAUCGGAGGCGCGAUGGUGGGUGUUGUGUACGCGAAAAUGAUUCGCCUUCCGAAGCGAUCGUGUGAGAUGAAGUUUAGCAAGCGGGCCGUGAUUUGUAUGCGCGAUGGUCGGUUGUGCCUCGUGUUUCGUGUGUGUGACCACAAGCAGCAGCACGUGAUAGGGACGCAAAUAACGGCCACCAUGCUCGAACCAAAGCGCCACGCUGGUUCGAACGUGAUCGAACGCUACGAAACACGCCUCCGACUGCAAAACAACGGGCGUGUCUUACCCCUGUGGCCCAUUACCGUCUGUCACGUGAUCGAUCGGUACAGCCCGCUGUACGACACUUCGGCGGCGGAUCUGCUUGACCGGCGGUUCGAAAUCGUGAUCACAAUGACGGGCAGUACGAUGACUACGGGGCAGAGCACGCAGGCCCGCACCUCCUAUAUACCGGUGGAAAUUCUGUGGGGACAUCGGUUUCAGAACAUCAUCGAGUACGAUCCGAAGCGAGAGUGUUAUGUGGCGAUGAACGAGCAGCUCGAUCUGCUGGAGGAGGUCGACACACCGCUCUGCAGUGCACGCCAGCUGGAGGAGGUGUUCGAUGAGCUGCAAAACGAGCACCAUCGGGGUGCCGAUGAUUAUCCUUCUGCGGACGAUGACAGCAGGCUAGGUGCAUCUUUCCGCUCAAAAAUACAUUCUAGACUGCGCAGCAAUCCCAGCUCGUUUGUGAGAUUCAACGAAAUAUACUCCGAAGCCGAAGAAGAAGAAGAGGAGCAAACGAUUGAAAAUGGCAAACAAAUGUACGAUGCUUCGCCCAAGGAUAGCCAACCUGUCACAGUUCCCAUUGAGGACGGAACAUUUAUUGAACCACCGUUGUCCGUUGACGCUACUAACCGUAACGACUCAAAGGAAACAACCGCAACUUAACUUACACAUGUAGAUUGCGGGAAAGAAGCAUUCUGCUCACAAAAUUGUCAGUAUUCUUUCAUAGACUUAGUGAAAUUUAGCUCUAAACAAAUAAAUUAUGCAUCAAACGCAGCAAGAAUCCAAAA
Anopheles gambiae (African malaria mosquito) is the source of this 2026-nucleotide messenger RNA. Its product is annotated as ATP-sensitive inward rectifier potassium channel 11-like. Gene Ontology annotation, molecular function: inward rectifier potassium channel activity. Gene Ontology annotation, cellular component: plasma membrane. The transcript has 6 exons. The record is from RefSeq and is a predicted model, not a curated record. The coding region runs from base 156 to 1901 and encodes 581 amino acids. Gene Ontology annotation, biological process: potassium ion import across plasma membrane; regulation of monoatomic ion transmembrane transport. Lineage: Eukaryota; Metazoa; Arthropoda; Insecta; Diptera; Culicidae.